This is a messenger RNA of Pongo pygmaeus (Bornean orangutan), 2404 nucleotides long. RefSeq names its product EKC/KEOPS complex subunit LAGE3-like. Lineage: Eukaryota; Metazoa; Chordata; Mammalia; Primates; Hominidae. The record is from RefSeq and is a predicted model, not a curated record. The transcript has 2 exons. Bases 1298 to 1804 code for a protein of 168 amino acids. Gene Ontology annotation, cellular component: EKC/KEOPS complex.
ACGGACGGGGAGGGUGGCCGCGGGGGCGCGCACAGAGGGGCAGCCGAAGACAGUAGCUCCUUGGAGAUCCCAGGCUGGGGAGGGAGGGAGGUCUAGGAAAGGUCUCGGGCCCAUUCACUGUGCGUGCCGGGGAUGGGUUGCCUCGGCACCACACCAGCCCUCCAAAAGGGAAAUCGUGGGCCCAAGAACUGACAGCGGUCCUACCCACGCGGCCAACUGCCUCCCGACCGCGGCUCCAACGGUUUCCCGGCGCCAACGGCGCCAGCCAGGGUACUAGGGGAAGCGUGAGGGCUCAAACUCACCGGUGCGGGCUGAGGCCGGUGUGUGAGGGAGCGGGAAGGAGCGCGGAGCUGUGCGCACCCCGGGUAGUUACCGCUCCUCCGCUUCUCACCGAGCGUUCUGGAAAGUUCCGCCCGGCGCGCCGCAGCCGUCGUCUUUUGUAGCCGAACCCGGGCGCGUCACCCGCCGGAAGUCCCGCCCUUCUCGGCCGCUGCCACCUCCCCGCCGUUACCUGGGCAACGGCGCGGGGGCGCACGGGUCGGGAGGAGCUGCGCCGAAAGGCCUUGUGGGGGUUGGUGCUAGCGCGGCUUCCCGGCGCUCGUGGAAUCUUCUGGAGCCCUUUUCUCCACUUAGCGAGCCUGAGAGUGCGGAAGUCUCCGGCUGGUGGGGCAUGGCCCAGGAGCAGUGCAAGUCCUAGGGUUCCCAAACCUGUGGGGUGGCCGCCUUGGCCCGCGAGGGCGGGAAGGACUCGGGUACAGUGACCCAGCGGGAGCUGUGUGUGAACGGGAAAGCUCUUGGAACAGCCUUGCCCCCCCUCCCACCCUCCUACGGGUGCCUCUUUCUCUUUCUGGGAACGCGGUGAGCAAAAAAUGCUUGAGCCAGGUGGGUCUAGUCCCCAGACCAAUAGCAUAGGCCUUGGGUCUUGCUGUUUUUCACGCGUGGUCCAAGGCGGCAUAAUUAAUCAAAUUGUGAAGUUGUUAGGGCUCUUUGUGCAAGUCUAGGCCCCUAGACACAUGUUUUUUGCCCUGGACCUCGCUGAUUCCUGCAGAUUGAGCGCAGUGUGUCUGGGAGUGAGCUAAGCAGUGAAACGUUUGGACCGUCUUUGAUUCACAGAGGGCCGUGGACUCCUCUGGUCAGGUUUUCACCCAGUUUGGCUACAGAGUAGCAGCAAGAGUGUCUAACUAAAACAAUUGGUUUAAUUAUUUGACCUAACUUUUAAAUCCUACGGGUCAGGGAACCUGGAUGUACAAUCUGCAACGUGAGACCUCGGACUUGAAAAUGGUACCACGGGGACUUAAUGGGAGUUGGGGUCCGCUUCUUUAUCCAGGGACACAGCAGUUUAAAAAGAAAAGGAGUCAGAGCCGCGGCGGUCAUGCGGGACGUGGAUGCAGACGCAGGCGGAGGCGCCAACUGCGGGGAUGGCCAGGGUGAUCACAGCUGCCCCGGGGGCGCGGACACCCCGGCAGCUCCGGCCAGCAGAGCUCCCCUACCGCACGCGUCAGGUCCUGGCAGAGACGCGGCGUCUGUGGCCAGGGGGCCAGGAAUGCGGCCGCACAUAUUCACCCUCAGCGUGCCUUUCCCGACCCCCUUAGAGGCAGAAAUUGCCCAUGGGUCCCUGGCUCCAGAUGCCGAGCCUCACCAAAGGGUGGUUGGGAAGGAUCUCACAGUGAGCGGCAGGAUCCUGGCCGUCCGCUGGAAAGCUGAAGACUGUCGCCUGCUCCGAAUUUCCGUUAUCAACUUUCUCGACCAUCUUUCUCUGGUGGUGCGGACCCUGCAGCACUUUGGGCCCCCAGUUUCCCGCUAAACCUGGCCUGGGAAAAUGUGGCGAGGUCUAACCUUGCGUCUCCUCCUAGGCAGUGCAUCCAUCCUCCCUAGGGCAGGGAAUUCCCACAGUUGCUACUUUCCUGGGAGGGCCUCAUGGUCGGCCUGUACUGCCUUUGUGUGCUCAGGGGCCCCUUGUUUUCUCUGGUUCUUAAAUGUUUGUUACCACAGAAAAUAAAACUGAGCUACUAUUAAAAAGAAAAAAAUUUUUAUUGGCACAAAGUGGAAAGUAAAUCCUAACAAAUGCUAUGUUUUAUGUUUGUAUAAAUUAAUAUAAAUUUCUUGGAAUAUUUAGUUUUUAAUUAACUGGAGCCAGAUUUUUAUUUAUUUAUUUAUGUAGUUUUUGAGUAGCACCAAUUUGUUGUGGUUCUUCUCUUCUGACUAUGUACAAUUUCAGUCUUUUUAUGAACUCUCUCCUUCAUUCCUAUCCCCACUCGCCACCCCUCAUUUUUUAAACUGAACUUUUUAUUUAAGAAUAGUUUUAGAUUUGCGGAAAAGUUGUCAGGAUAGUAGAGUUCCCAUUAUUCUGCACUCAGUCUUACCUGUUGUUAAAAUUUACAUUAAAAUGGUACAGUUCCCACAA